GAAGAAGAAGAAGAAAAAGAAGAAGAAGAAAAAAACAACAGCAACUGUUGAGUAUUGGUUUUGACGAGAAACAAGCGCCUAUUUCCUGGUUUCUUUGUGUUGGUAUUUGUUUUAUUAGUUGCCCCUAUUGGUUCACUCGGUAAGACAUGCGGCUAGCGUGUGGACGUUGACCGACAAUCUUGUUUACAUGCGUUUUUCAGCGUGUCAUAUGCUUUUAAAUUUCACAUCUAACACCGGACGUUCUACAUUCCCCUUGCGAUUAUGUGUGUUCUGGUUCUGGUUAAUACGGCUGUUGUAUUGAGUGCUGGCUUGUCAUGACGUGCGCCCGACCCUGCUAACCGGUCACCACCAUUGCCUGCCGUUAUGGAGGAACGAAAGCUAAAGAGAAAGAGCCCCAGAACCCCCACUACCCCAGCGGCGGCGGCCACGGUGACGGUGGCAACGCCGACUCCCACCAGCGGUUCUGCUCGGAAAGUCAGUGCUUCCAUCGGGGGGAAACAUGUCGGCUGCAGCCACGGCACGGGCCCCCAUUCCAGCCAGAAGAGCAAGAAUAAAAGGGGAGUUCGUGACAAAACCAAGUAUCAAAUGGGUCCCAGUGUUCGUCCCAGCACAAAUCAGAACCAGGCGGCACCCAUCAUUCAGCACUCGUUCUUGACGGAUGUCUCUGACGUGCAGGAGAUGGAGAAUGGACUUCUCAGCCUUCUCAAUGACUUCCACUCAGGGAAACUGCAAGCUUUUGGCAAUGAGUGCUCCAUUGGGCAGAUGGAGCAUGUGCGGGAGAUGCAGGAAAAGUUGGCCCGCUUACACUUUGACCUGUAUGGUGAGGAGGACGAAAUGCAAGACGACCAGAGAAAAACAGCCCGGGACACCAACAUGGACAAGUUGCUUCUGAAUCUGGAGGAGUUGAGUUCAUCUAUCCAGAAACUGAAUCUGACCGACAGCCAGGAGAUUCCGAGGUCUGCCAGCAUGUGAAUGCCUCUCUCUUCCAGACGUGCAAACCUGCUUGUUGCCCAUGAAAGGCAAAAACAAAAUUCGAUGCGCCUAAUGAAGGCGUUGCCAAUCUAAUAUUACUAAACAUCAAGAUCCUCGUAGUUUAGGCACUAUUUAUCAUUUUAUCUAACUGGUCACCAGCAUCUAUUUCUUGUUCUAGAUCUAGACCAUGUCUUUUAAGAGGAAGUGCAACGUUCUAACCAAAGUGAUUUGAAUUAACUUAACAGAUCAUUUGGCUGCAAAUAAUUGUAUGGCACUCUGUUGCACUUUAUAUCAUCAGACCCAUCAGUGUAUAAUCAAACAGAUUUAUCAAAUUGUAGUUACAAUGUGGAAAAAAAGAAUGUUUAACCAUUUUCAG
Hippocampus comes (tiger tail seahorse) is the source of this 1348-nucleotide messenger RNA. It is a transcript of the gene ccdc28a, whose product is annotated as coiled-coil domain containing 28A. The record is from RefSeq and is a predicted model, not a curated record. The transcript is spliced from 5 exons. Bases 364 to 972 code for a protein of 202 amino acids. NCBI's taxonomy places the organism in Eukaryota, Metazoa, Chordata, Actinopteri, Syngnathiformes, Syngnathidae.